Molecule: messenger RNA, 464 nt
Organism: Ananas comosus (pineapple)
Lineage: Eukaryota; Viridiplantae; Streptophyta; Magnoliopsida; Poales; Bromeliaceae
Exons: 4
Coding region: 99-389 (96 amino acids)
Source: RefSeq, a predicted model, not a curated record
UAAACGAAGAUGCUGCCAAUGGACUUGAAAGAGAUGCAUGGUCCUCGUCGUCAUCAUCCACUCAUGCAAUUCCAACUCAUAGGAUACAUCAUAAGAAAAUGAGGAUGCAACAUGAAAUAUCUCGAAAUGAAGGAGGAAAAGAAGUGACAUUAAUGUCUCUCGAAAAACCACAUCGUCCUGUGGCACGAGGAAUUCUAUUUAGUAGAGAUCCUUCUACUAUAGUUGGAGGAGAAAAACUAGGCCAACAGUAUUGGGAGGUGUAUAUUGAGGUUGUCAUAAUGCGCAAUAAGAGUCUGAUUCGUAGUUUGCAUAACUUGAAGACAAUUGGUGAUGCUGCUCGAAAAUCAAUUGCUUGGCCCUCUUAUCUUGUUAAAGAAGAUGGAAAGUGAAGAAAUCAUAUGACUUUGAACAUUUUGGAGAUAGCUACUUUGAAGCUAUAUGAUCUGAAUGUUAUGCAAAUCUUC